Molecule: messenger RNA, 3525 nt
Organism: Sorghum bicolor (sorghum)
Lineage: Eukaryota; Viridiplantae; Streptophyta; Magnoliopsida; Poales; Poaceae
Product: serine/threonine-protein phosphatase BSL1 homolog
Exons: 21
Coding region: 213-2900 (895 amino acids)
Biological process (GO): brassinosteroid mediated signaling pathway
Molecular function (GO): phosphoprotein phosphatase activity; protein binding
Source: RefSeq, a predicted model, not a curated record
GUCUCCCCCGUCCUAUUCCCGAAUUCCGAAUUCCACUGCGCUGCGCUUCUGCCUUCUGCUCCCCCCUUUUCCCUCUCUCUCUCUCCGUGCUCGCUCCCUCGGAUCCCACGCGGCUGCGGCCGCGGGCUGCGGCGCUGGCGGCGUCCGAGGCUUAGGGUUUAGCGCGGGGGAGGAGGAGCUUAGGGUUUUGGGAAGAGGAGGAGGAGGAGCGGAUGGGGACGGCGGGGAAGGGUGCGUGGGUGGUGCCGGCGCCGGCGUACAGGGAGGUGGAGGGGUGGGAGGGCGUCGGGGAUGACGCGCCGGGCUUCAGGUGCGGCCACUCGCUCACCGCCGUCGCGCCCACCAAGGGCCACGGCCCGCGGCUCAUCCUCUUCGGCGGCGCCACCGCCAUCGAGGCCGGCGCGUCCUCGGGCCUCCCCGGCAUCAGGCUCGCGGGGGUGACGAACUCGGUGCACUCGUACGAUGUGGAGAAGCGCAAGUGGACUAGAUUACAUCCUGCUGGAGAGCCUCCAUCUCCGAGGGCCGCGCACGCUGCAGCUGCAGUGGGCACCAUGGUUGUUUUCCAGGGUGGGAUUGGACCAGCAGGGCACUCAACAGACGAUCUCUAUGUCCUUGACCUCACAAACGACAAGUUUAAAUGGCACAGGGUCGUUGUUCAAGGGGCAGGCCCUGGUCCUCGCUAUGGUCACUGCAUGGAUUUGGUAGCCCAGCGGUAUCUUGUCACUGUUUCGGGAAAUGACGGAAAGCGGGUAUUGUCAGAUGCUUGGGCUUUGGACACAGCACAGAAACCAUAUAGGUGGCAGAAACUUAACCCUGAAGGUGAUAAACCUUCAGCAAGAAUGUAUGCUACUGCCAGUGCACGCUCUGAUGGCAUGCUUUUACUUUGUGGUGGAAGGGAUGCUUCUGGCACGCCACUUUCUGACGCCUAUGGACUAUUGAUGCAUACAAAUGGUCAGUGGGAAUGGACUCUAGCCCCAGGGGUAUCUCCAUCUCCAAGAUAUCAGCAUGCAGCCGUUUUUGUUGGUGCUCGGUUGCAUGUUACUGGAGGUGUCCUUAGAGGAGGUAGAGCUAUUGAAGGAGAGGGCGCAAUAGCAGUCCUGGACACUGCUGCUGGAGUUUGGUUGGAUAGAAAUGGCAUUGUGACCUCUCGUACUUUGAAGUCAUCCAAUGAGCAUGAUGCUGCUUCGGAUCUGCUUCGGCGCUGUCGGCAUGCUGCUGCCUCAGUUGGUUCUCAGAUUUACAUUUAUGGCGGACUCAGGGGAGAUAUCCUCCUUGAUGAUUUCCUGGUUGCUGAGAAUGCACCUUUCCAAUCAGAAAUCACUUCAUCUAUGUACAAUGUUGAUAGAGUCCCUAGGGGGGAAUCUCAAAAUAGAAACAAUAGUUUUCAUCCAGAUUCACCUGUCCAUCAAUCUGCAAAUAACAGGCAAGAGACAGCUUCUGGUUUCAGUGCGGACAAGAAGUCAAUUGACAUGUUGAUAGAGGCCUCAACUGCGGAAGCUGAAGCUGUCAGCGCUGUAUGGCGAGCUGCUAAGGAAGCAUCUGCAGCAUCUUCGGAAGACAGUCUUUCGGAGGGAAUAGGAUCUGAGUCCCCACUGAGUGAAACUUCACCAAUGCCUGAAGAUUUCGAUGAUGGGGGAUCCCUAGAACCAGAUGUGAAACUACAUUCUAGAGCAGUUGUGGUUGCUAAAGAAGCAGUAGGAGAUUUAGGAUGCUUGGUCAGACAGCUCUCACUGGAUCAAUUUGAGAAUGAAAGCAGACGGAUGCAUCCUUCAAACAAUGACCAAUCUUAUCCAGGCAGAAGAACAUUAAAUAGACAACGAUCUCCACAAGGUUUGCAUAAGAAGGUUAUUUCGUUCUUACUUAAGCCAAGGAAUUGGAGAGCACCUGCUGAUAGAACCUUUUUUCUGGAUUCUUACGAAGUUGGCGAGCUAUGCUAUGCUGCCGAGCAGAUUUUUAUGCAAGAACCAACUGUUUUACAAUUAAAAGCACCAAUUAAAGUAUUUGGUGAUCUUCAUGGGCAGUUUGGGGACUUAAUGCGCCUUUUUGAUGAGUAUGGUUAUCCGUCAACUGCAGGUGACAUAACGUAUAUUGAUUAUCUCUUCUUGGGAGACUAUGUUGACCGAGGUCAGCAUAGUUUGGAGACAAUAACUUUACUUCUUGCUCUUAAAAUUGAGUACCCUGAAAACGUACACUUGAUCAGAGGAAAUCAUGAAGCUGCUGACAUCAAUGCUCUUUUUGGCUUCCGUCUUGAAUGCAUUGAGAGAAUGGGUGAAAGUGAUGGGAUAUGGGCUUGGACAAGAUUCAAUCAACUGUUCAAUUAUCUCCCACUUGCGGCCAUGAUAGAAAAGAAAAUAAUCUGCAUGCAUGGUGGCAUAGGAAGGUCAAUAAACACCGUAGAGCAAAUUGAGAAACUUGAAAGGCCUAUCACAAUGGAUGUUGGUUCCAUUAUCCUCAUGGACCUCUUAUGGUCUGAUCCUACAGAAAAUGAUAGUGUGGAGGGUUUGAGACCUAAUGCACGAGGGCCCGGCUUAGUGACAUUUGGGCCUGAUCGAGUAACCGAAUUCUGUAAACGAAACAAAUUGCAAUUGAUUAUAAGAGCCCAUGAGUGUGUUAUGGAUGGGUUUGAACGUUUUGCUCAUGGACAAUUGAUCACUUUAUUUUCAGCAACAAAUUACUGUGGUACUGCGAACAAUGCAGGGGCGAUACUUGUUGUUGGCAGGGGUUUAGUUAUCGUGCCAAAGUUAAUUCAUCCACUUCCACCCCCUGUUAAUUCACCUGAGUCCUCCCCUGAACGUGGGGAUGCCACAUGGAUGCAGGAGCUUAACAUUCAGCGGCCACCUACUCCAACCAGAGGGCGGCCGCAAGCUGCCGGUGAUAGGAAUUCUCUUGCUUACAUAUGAUACUUGACAUGACAGAGCCACCUCAGACUUCUGGAUAUGUUUGUUUGUAAUCAGAAAUUUAUUUACCAGUUUCAAGGUACAUAUGGUAUAGCCAAGAAGAACAACCAACAGGACAUCAUGGAUACACUUGUGAUCAGUUCCCUGGUAAUCCAUUGUGAUUCAUCGGUUUUAACUGUAGUUGUGUGCUACCGUGGCUUCAGCUCCUCACUGGGAAGCUGCAUAAUAGCAUUUCAGAUCUCAAGCAACAUUGCUUCCCAGCCUGAUUUGGCGCUCCACUCCAUUGUUUUGAGGGAAAGAUUGUGAUACGGUGGACAAUAAUCAAGUCUGAUGUAGUUGUAAUAGCUAAUCUGUAAUUUUAGUGUACAUGGAUAGAUUGUUCUUUCUUCAGAGUCAGAAGGUUUGCAAAUGUUUGCAUGCCAUGCUACAGCGUGGUGCGAUGUUUAAACAGGACAGCCAUACAGGUUACCAGAUCUGAGUUAGAUUGGGCAGAGAGGGAUCUGAGCCAUUUCAUUUGCUCUUUGCAGAGCAUGAAUGUAAGGGGUUGUGUUGUGAAAUAUUGAAUUUGUUAUAGGUAUUUGUGCAAUAAAUUAAGUUUUGCUUAAUUCAGUGAAUGCUUUGAUUUUUA